AUGAUUUUCUUUUUCUCCUUUUUCUUCUUUCUCAUCCUUUCAUCUUUCUCAUCUUUUCUUCUUUCUCAUCUUUUCUUCCUUCUCAUCUUUUCUUUCUCAUCUUUUCUUCUUUCUCAUAUUUUCAUCUUUCUCAUCUUUUCUUCUUUCUCAUCUUUUCAUCUUUCUCAUCUUUUCUUCUUUCUCAUCUUUUCAUCUUUCUCAUCUUUUCUUCUUUCUCAUAUUUUCAUCUUUCUCAUCCUUUCAUCUUUCUCAUCUUUUCUUCUUUCUCAUCCUUUCAUCUUUCUCAUCUUUUCUUCUUUCUCAUCUUUUCUUCUUUCUCAUCUUUUCAUCUUUCUCAUCUUUUCAUCUUUCUCAUCUUUUCUUCUUUCUCAUCCUUUCAUCUUUCUCAUCUUUUCUUCUUUCUCAUCUUUUCAUCUUUCUCAUCUUUUCAUCUUUCUCAUCUUUUCAUCUUUCUCAUCUUAA
Molecule: messenger RNA, 462 nt
Organism: Acanthosepion pharaonis
Lineage: Eukaryota; Metazoa; Mollusca; Cephalopoda; Sepiida; Sepiidae
Source: the annotation of a GenBank genome assembly